UUUUAAAACGCACGUGCUGAACCAUUGUUCUGCCCAUUAGAUCUUUCGCUUUGCCACUUUCUCGUUGCCGUUGUCGUUGUGGUUUGCAGGUCCCUGUCACUAUCUCAACUGAGGGACUGAUAUCACAUUUAACUAGAUGAUACAUCAGAGAUUGCGUCGGGUAGAACAGUGCGGGCUGCGUACGUAAGACUCUCACUCGACAUAGAUCUUAAACUAAUUAAUUUGAGGUAAGGAGGAGAAAAAUAGAAACUAUUGAUAUAGUAAGAACACCUUUUCAUUGAUAUAAUAUGGUGUUCAGUCAAAGUAUUUAACUAUUAAAGUAACAGAAAAAAAGAUGUCGAUAUAGUUAAAGAUUUUUAAGACAAAUGCACCCAUUUAAAGCAAAAAAGAAAAUUUUGGGAAGGAGAGAUAAUAAAUGUAAAGAAAUAGAUAAAAUCUAUUAAAAAAAAAACAAAAACAAAAGAAAAAUUGUGGUAUGCGAAUAACCAUGAUGAAGAACAGUGUGAAUGAGUGCAGUAUAAUUAUUUUGGUAUUGAAUUGGAAAGAAACUAUGAUCAAAGGAAAAUCACAAAAAAUAUAUUUUUUAGAAAUAAAGGUGUAACACAGAAGCUCCCCAGCGAAGAAACUCCUCUUGAAUAAUUUAUUCAAAAUCAACAGUAGAUCGAUAGAAAGUCGUUCUUUAGCAGUUUUUGUGGGUGUCGUUUUUAUCUUUUUCUACCUAUUGUUUUGUUCCUAUUGGAUAACACAUAACUUUAUUUUUUGUUCAUUUUUGUUCACGUAUCACGAUGGUUUGUUCAGGCGAUUAAGAAGAAGAAAAAAAGCAAAAAGGUAAGCAUCGAAAUACGGAACUGUAACAGACACUCAAAUAGCGACUUUGCAAGAGAGCCUUCUUUCCUCGCGUCAAAAUUGUUGAAAACCUAUUAAGGCAGUUUCACUUCUGCAUUGUAACUGGAACAUAGUUUUGUAGACAUUCUAGAGGCAUGCUGUGAGAUUUGCGGUAUUCCCAGAUCGUAGGGGUUUUUUAAUCAAAGGCUUUUGGAAGUUGAACAACACUUUCGAGUUAAAAAUAAAUUAAUUAAAAAACAUGCUAAUAUCACAGAGGUUUCCAAAAAGAAAAGCAACUUAAAUUGAAAUUAAAACACACAUCGCUUGUUAUCAAUAGAGUUAUAAAACAUUACUUUCAUUCCAUAAGUGGUUCGACAUCAGUAACAACAAGAGCAAUAAUUAUGCGGAUUUUUGAUGACUUUUCAAGCAGCCGGACAUUAUCAUGCAUCGAUGCGCUGGAAAACAAGAGAAAAGAUUAUUUUUUUCAUGACAGUAAAAAUCUUGGCUCCAAUAAGUUGGCUGAAACUCAGACAGUUCAGUAUUUGACCUUCAUAUGGAAAUAGAAUUUUUCAAACCAAAUUGCAAGCGUUUUGUAGAUAGGUUCGUGGGGAGAAUUUUAAAGUUUAGGAUGGGAAAUUAACUAAUACAAGUGUAAUCGGACAAAAAUCAAUUUUUGGUUUGCUUGAUGCACUUGGCCAGUGUAUGCAUUUUGUGAGGUUAGCGAUGUAUUUAUACGUGACGCGUGACUAAGCACAAGGUUUAAAUAUGACGCGUGAAUUUUGCAAAACGGCAAGGUUUGGUGACAUUUUAGGUUUUCCCUUUUCAAAACUCGUGACACGUGAAAUACUGUUUAAAAUGCAAACGCUGUGACAAAUGAAGUUUUUGUUGCGAGCGAGCGUAGCGAGGAAACCAGUGAGUAUCUGUGGAGGUAAGAGAAACCAAAAAUUCGUGGAUGAAAAAUCCAUACAUUUCGCAUGUUAUAUGUUUACGCCUUAUUUUUGUACUUUUGUAUAUUUUUCGUUAUUCGGUUAUCUUUGAAAAGCAUUACGUAAUGAAUAAACGACUCCUUGGUUUCUUUCCUUCAUUAAUAUGCCGUACCCCACAGGCUCAAAGUACAUUUAGUUUACCUCGCAGCACUGCACUUUCUAUCAGAAACUGCUGGUUCUAAAAUUUAUGCGUGAGGCAGGAUCGUGACCCCUUCUUUGCUGCUGUCUUUUGUUCGUCGUCUGCUCUUUCAUUAGAAUUUUCUAGACUAAAACAGCUUGUUCUGUACUUUGUCCUCAAAAAUACAUCAGGGAAUGUUCUAGCGACAACAGGUAGUGAUUCGUGACCAGUUAUUUUGGCGGCUUCCUGUCGCUAAUCACGUCAUAAAUAUUGCUAAUGAGGUAGCAUAUUUUAUAUUUCACUUACUUCAUACCUCAGCGUGCGGUUUUGAAUUGCAAUGGGCAUAGAAAUUUGACUCUGUUUACUAACAUGAUACAGUUAGGUUACUAAGUUAUUUACUACUAACGCCAAGCAGGUGAUAAUUGUAGAUAUUUCCGCUGCAGUGUGAACAACACUUAUUUACCGAAGAGGUGAACGGCAUUAUUCAUUUCAAAUGUUGAUUCCCCUCCACAGACGAUACGUCAGUGCAGUUCUACAUACCUCGUGCCGUGUUUAUCACCCAUCCUGCCAGUAAAACAUCACUAAUAUAAACUCGUUGUUGUAUUCACAAAGUGAUUCGUGAAUUAUCAUUGGAAUUUGACGGAACUACAGCAAAAGGACAGUCUGGAAGUUAUGCAACAAAGCUUCAAUUGAUAGUCAGCUGUACGGUAAGGAAACAUUUUCAUGUGUUUCUGUUUGCAUGCCUUGCUAGUCUAGCAAGUUUCCCUCUUAAGAAGACUUUCAACCAACGAGUAAGUGAAGUAUGAAUUUUAUCGAUGAAGUAAUUCACCUUCUAAUUACAAUAUACGAGCUGUAAAUUUAAACUAUUGUUUCUAAAUCGAACGCACGUCUAUGCGACUAUGCUUCAAUCUCUCUGUGUCUCAGGUCUUCAUUAAAGAAAAUAAGAACUAAUCGUGCCUAUGCUUGUCGAAAAUGUGGAAAUCACGCGCCUUAUAAGAAAGGUAAACCUAUAGCCUCAAGUACACAACUUUAUGAAACUUUCUACCUGAAAACCUCAUUUGUGACAUGCAAAUUUUUGAAUCAGUUCUCAGAAUUCCUGGAGGUAAUCCGUGCGCGAUAAGAGAGUUUUGGGAUCGGGAUGUUUAAGAGUCAGGACGGCAACCGCUGAAGAUGUCGUCGAUCAGAAAAUUAAGAGGCGAUCUCUGUAAGAGCGAUCCAAGGUAUUUCGCAUCGGAAAAAAGUUUUCCCUCAAACUUUGCCCAAUAAUCUAUCUUUGGUAGCAAGUAAAUAAAACCACAUUACUUUCUGGAAAUCCGUUAAAAUAAAACUUUUAGAGCUCUCAAAAGUCAAAGCUGAUAAAGGCCCUUUUUUGACCUCUUGCGACAUCGUAAAUUUCAAAAGUUGAAUACCCUGGUCCUCGUAUCACACCGCAUGCAGCAAAAAAUAUCUUGUAUUUUUAAACUGUGUGAUAUGUUAGGUGAAUAAAAAGUAUUUCAAUUUUGAUAUUUGUUUAUUCAGGGUUCGUCAUAAUUUAUUUAAAAACAUUCGUUAGACAGCUUUCUGAAAUUGGUCAAAAGUACUCUUUCCUUCUUGGUUGAUAUUGCUCAAGUCCAGACCAGACCAUUGAAAAAUCCGCUUGAUUUCUUCUAAAAAGAUGUUUGGCUGCAGAAAAAUAUAAAAACAUCUUGCACUUAUUAAUUUUGUGUGACUUCAAACUUUCAGCGAUUUUGCUAGCGUGACAGCCGAUUAUGCAAAUUAGUUCAUUGAACAAACUCCGACCGUUUUAUAUAAGUAGCUCAAUAAAUCUUAGAUUUUAAUCAUUUUAAGUUGAAAAGAUGGUAGGACAGAGCUUUUAGACUACACCGAUUGAUACUCUAAACAUUUCAAAAGGCCAGAAUUUGACAAAUUUUACCCUCUCGUGACGAAAGACGUCAACAACAAUGCAUCGAAUAUCAUAAUUUGAUUAGCGCUCGCUUAACAGUUUAAUGGCAAACUCUUUCUUAAAAAUUUGGCUUCUGCUACUUCACGCAUAUUUGAGUUCUGACAGGUUACGCUAUUCAAACCUGCGUGAACAUUUCAGAACCAAACUACAGGAUUCUAUUUAGUGUAACCGGCGAUAACAGCACACACUGAAAUACACCUUGACCAGUGACUAUGUCAAGAGUUUGCCAUUAAACUGUUAAGCGAGCGCUAAUCAAAUUAUGAUAUUCGAUGCAUUGUUGUUGACGUCUUUCGUCACGAGAGGGUAAAAUUUGUCAAAUUCUGGCCUUUUGAAAUGUUUAGAGUAUCAAUCGGUGUAGUCUAAAAGCUCUGUCCUACUAUCUUUUCAACUUAAAAUGAUUAAAAUCUAAGAUUUAUUGAGCUACUUAUAUAAAACGGUCGGAGUUUGUUCAAUGAACUAAUUUGCAUAAUCGGCUGUCACGCUAGCAAAAUCGCUGAAAGUUUGAAGUCACACAAAAUUAAUAAGUGCAAGAUGUUUUUAUAUUUUUCUGCAGCCAAACAUCUUUUUAGAAGAAAUCAAGCGGAUUUUUCAAUGGUCUGGUCUGGACUUGAGCAAUAUCAACCAAGAAGGAAAGAGUACUUUUGACCAAUUUCAGAAAGCUGUCUAACGAAUGUUUUUAAAUAAAUUAUGACGAACCCCUGAAUAAACAAAUAUCAAAAUUGAAAUACUUUUUAUUCACCUAACAUAUCACACAGUUUAAAAAUACAAGAUAUUUUUUGCUGCAUGCGGUGUGAUACGAGGACCAGGGUAUUCAACUUUUUAUUUACUUGCUACCAAAGAUAGAUUAUUGGGCAAAGUUUGAGGGAAAACUUUUUUCCGAUGCGAAAUACCUUGGAUCGCUCUUACAGAGAUCGCCUCUUAAUUUCGCGAAUAGCUGAAUGUGUUAGGACGCUACAAUUCAACUUCAGCAUAACAUAUUUGAGCAGCGUUGAGUUCCAAAUUAAAACUUAGAUAAUUUGCCGCUGAGAAUUCCCCUCUCGUACCACAAAAAUUUGGUGAUUUCACGUUACAGUUAUGCAGAUGAAUUUAAACGCACGCACUGAGCUAUUUUUCUGGGCCCAAUUGUAUAAAGGGCGGAUGACACUAUCCAACGGAUAAAUCGCUAUCCAGCGGAUAAGUAAUAGCAUAACGUAUGGCGUUAUCCUCAGGAUAGAGAUUUAUCCAGUGGAUAGUGUUAUCCAAUCCUCGAACAACCGGAGCCUGUCCAUUAGAUCUCUUGUUUUGCCACGUCUUGGUUGCCUUCACCGCCGUGGUUUGCUCAGGGUUCUUAUCUAUAAUGGUCGCAAUUGAGUAAAAACGUCAGUCGUCAAAAAGUAAAGAUUUCUGCCGUAAGUCGUCAAAGAUGCAAAUCAGUAUCAACCUUUAAGGCACAGCUGAAUGAAUGCAACAUCUUGCAACAUUGUUGCGCGCAACGUGAUGCACACGUUUGGCCACUCAGUAGCAACAUAUUGCAAGAUGUUGGAUGGUGUUGGAUCAAGUUUGAAAAUUUUUGUGGCAACAUUUUUUAAUGUUGCAAGAUGUUGUACGCGUUCGGUCAGGUCCUUCACAACAUCUCACAGCACGAUCCAACAAUGUUGCACGAUGUGUUGAAAUGAUACGUGCCUUUGACUGGGCCUUUAAACAGUUUAAAAAUCUCUAUAUUUUAGCCGCUUGCUAAACUGCUCACAACAAUUUUGGAUCUGGAAGAAUGCUUACAAUGGUAACUAGUCUCCAGACUUCCAAAACUGCUCAGAAAACCGGUAAUUUGAAAAUAUUUUGAUAUUUAGCUUAAUACCUCAAAAUUAAAUAUAGCUGACUUCAUUAAUGAAACGAAUGAAAAAGAAUCAUAAAUACGCGUGAGAAACGAACGUAACAUUCAGAUAGGAGAAAAUCCUAAAAGUGCGCGAGAUACUAACGUAACAAUCCAAUGAAAGCCAAGAAUCCUAAAAGAGUGCGAGGUACUAACACGUUAACGCAAGUGCGCAAGAUACAAACGUAAAAAUCGAAUGGAACUGAAUCCUGAAUAUGCAUAGCAUGGCGCGAGGGAGGUACCAACGUAACAAUCCACUAAAAGCUGAGAAUCCUUUAAGUGUGCGAGGUACUAGCGUGUUAACGUAACAAUCAGAUGAAGGAGAACCUAAUGUUGCGCGAGGCAGGUACUAAUUCAAUGAAAACUGAGAAUCCUUAAAGUUCACAAGAUACGAACUAACUUUCCGAUGAAAGAGGAUCUUAAAUGUGCGCAAGAUACAAACGUAAAAAUUGAGUGGAACUGAAUCCUGAAAAUACAUGACAAUUGACGUAAAAAUCGAAGGAAAGAUAAUCCUAAAAGUGCACGAUGUACUAAAGUAACAAUCCAGUGACUGAGAAUCGUUAAUGUGCACGAUAUAUUGACGUAAUAAUCCAAUGAAAGAAAAUCCUUAAAGUAUAUGAGAUACUAAUGUAGCAAGCAGAAGGAAGGGAAUCGGAAAGUGCUCGAGAUGCUAACGUAGCAAUCCGAUAAAAGGGAAUCCUAAAGGCGUGGAAGGGCUAACGCAAGAUUCCAAUGAAAUCCGGAGAAUCUUAAAAGUGCACAAGAUACUGACGUAACAAUCGAAUGUGAUUCAAUCCUAAAAUGCGCAAGAUACUGACGUAACAUUCAUUUUUAAUAACUAAAAAAACCAAAAAAAAUUAAUAUUUAUUUUAAUUCGUAGAAAAAUAUUUUCCGAUUAAACGUCAACCGUUAAAGGCGCUGAUAGUUUGCCAUCAAUCGUCAAAAGCCUUAAAAAUAAACCGUCAGCCGUCAAAGUUAUCGAUCCCCAUUGAGGUCCUCUAGAUUGAGUCUCGUGAAACCAAAACCACAUUAAUCACAACGGCUAAUCAAAGGAGAGGAAAAUUGAUUGUUGGUACAAUGGCGGUGCUAUUGAUUUAGGUUCCUUUAUUAGAACAAAAAUACCUUCGGUUACGAUCAUUUUUCCUCAAGGUAUGACGUAAUCAUACUACGUAGGGUGUUUACAUAUGGACGAAAGAAUACAUGUUAUCAACAUGACCCAAAGUCGUCUGUCGUAUCACGGCCGUUUGCUAAAGUGAUCAGUGUCAUUUUUCCUUCUAUUUCCUCCAUCCUUGAUGAAAACAUACCUGUGUGGACCUCACAAACGAAGAGCAAAUGUGUAGAAGGAUACCCAGCUGGAAAAGGACGGGCUUCAAAGUCUUAAAUAGACGGUGACUUAGGUUCCAAUGAUAAAUAUGGAAAAAUGUUAUCUCAGUGGCGAAGAAAUUAUUUAAAAGUAAAAAACCACAAAAAUCUGAUUUGAAAACUUUCUGAACGGGACUCAUAACAUGAAUCCUUAUGAUAAAAAAUAUAUCUGAUCAGCUCAAAAUUGUACAAGGAAAAGGCAGCUGUAAAUUCACGUUCGGCCACUCCGGAAAAAGACCUAUGUUUUUCUCCUCGGGAUGGCCGUUGAUGAUAGAACUGUUCAACGGUAAUUUCAUCCCUUCCGUUUUGCCUCAGGCAAUGUAUUCCAAGGAGAUCUUGUGGCCAUAUGGCCUCAAAAUUUGAGGUUUAAUUCGAAUCUGAUGACAGACACAACAGCGGUAAUCUUCCAAAAUCGUUUGCUGACCUCAAAACCCGGUGAGUUACCUGGUUCAUGAGCACAACAUUCACCAAUUCUCAAGACACGGAUUAGCGAGGAUGAUAAACUUUUUUAAGCGUUCAUGAUCAGUUAUUUAACCGACAGAAUCUUUACAUUGUUUGUCACUAACUAAAACUCAUCAGCGGUAAGUACUCCAUGACAAGUUUUGGUUAAACAGAGAAUAGCAUUAAGAUCAAACCGAAUCACGAUGAAAGUUCAUUUUUUGUAUUCGCAGCGAAGGAUCUAGAGCGCUGCUCUUGAGGCCGUGAGUGAAUUCUUACAAUUAAACAAACAUUACGUUCUUUCAAGAAUGACUCAUGUAAUUGCCAUUUUUCCUGACAAGGACUUCCGCUUUAGAGGCAUCUCUACAGGCAUACAUCAAAAUCACUUCUGCUCACGUCCUUCCUUGAGCUGAGAAUUUAUCACAUUAACUUCCGCGGAAUGAUAAUCAGUAAUGUUAUAUCAGGAAAUUACUCAAUUAUUAUGGAUCCACACUAGAUUUGGAACUUUUUUGCUUUGUAGAAAAUUCCGCGUAAAUCGGAAUUAUUGUUUAUGAACUUCCUCAUAAUGAAUCAUAUUUUUCAUGCCAAACUUCCUCAGGAAAUCGCUAUUUUGAGGUUGAACGGAACCGAUGGCUGCACAGCAAAGAACCUCUGUUUGUGCCUAGCAAUUAAAGUUAAUGAUCUGUGUAUUUGCUAAAAACAGUGAUAAUCAAUGAUAAAAGAUUCCUUCAAGAAAAGGAAAUGGUGCAAGAAAAUCUUUGGAACGAAGGGACUCGACAAUUGAUUUUCAAAUCUCUCUUCCUUAAUUUUCCGAAGAGAAGAUAGAAAGGUGACAAUAAUUUUGUCACACCUCCCAGCAGUCAAUUGGCUUAGCACCUCUGUUAAAGCUGCUGAGAGGACUACUAACUGUUUUAUUUGCUGAUUGCAUGUUUUUUCCUUCGUUCUUCGGGAACAUAUUUUGUUCUUCGAUACGACUGACAAAUCCGGACCUUUUUAAUAGAUCUCAUGUUCAUACAGCAGAAAUUUCACAUGGAAUGAAUAGAAGUAAUUUCCAAUUUUUUAAACUUGUUGAGGUUAAAAAAAGGAGAGUGACAUGAAGAUGACUCGUGGAUGAAUAUACAAAUAGUACGGACGGAAAUGUAGCAUUGAAAUAUAUAACCUGGAGUCUUCUCGGUAUUUGAGUUCACAAAUUGAAAAUGGAGUUGUUUAUGAGAUCAUCUUCCGAUGUUUUCAUCAGUUGUGGUUACUACUGUUUGUGUAGGAAACAGCUGCCUUUAUUUGAAAUACAAAAUUGGCAUUCAGCAACAAUUUUCUGUACGUUUUUUUAACUCAUUUAAGUGUUCGGAAAAUGAAUGGAAAUAAUAUAUUACCAUAAACUAUUCAGUAAAAACAAGUUAUAACAAGGAAGUUGAUCAUUUUCUAUUCCUUUUGGUGGUCUUAUCCUUUUGGCAGUCUUAUCUUACUUAUUGCGAUCGUGAACUUGACAUUGAGAAAGAUGUUUCUAUGUAAACUACGAUUUGCGGCUAAAUAUUGGAACAUUUUCAAUAUGUUGCGAAAAGAUGUUCAAUUACGAAGAAAAUGACUUUACCUGAUAAAAAUUGAUCCCGUACAGUAAUUUCUUCGAAAUAACCCUUCUCAUAUUUUUAGCCUCUUUCAUAUUCUUGUUUUGUUAAGUUAAUUCCAUGUCGAAUUCCCGAUUAAGAAAAUAGUUAUUAAAUUUUUAUUUAGCGCGCUCGACCGCUUCUUAUCAGAGGUGACCUCAGGUGUAAACAAGUGAUACUUUUCAUCCUCCGCCCUAAAUUUAUAAUCAGGUAACUUGUACGAAAAGCACUUAGCUCCUUUAAAGGCAGUAACUUGGGUACGCCCUUUCUUCUCCGAAUUUUAUGUUGUUAUGUAACAGUCUUCGAGUGCUAUUUUCCCUUAAGAUAUCUUUUUAAAGUAUGAUUCUGAUUCUGUCAGUAAGUUAUUAUACUUUUUAUAUUGUCAAUCUUGUUUUUGUUUUGCCUGACCUUGACCGUAAGAGUAAAUAAUUUAAGGUAGAAAAUGAUUUUGUAAAGCGUCAACAUCUCGUAGGUACAUACUUAGCAUGCAGGAACUGUUUCUCCUAAGUUAACGUGAUUCGCUAACUAAGUGAGAAUUGAUGACGAUACAUGAAGAUUGACAGCUUAGUAAGUGUCACCUUUAUAAGCUGGUGACCAGCAUUCUCACUCAGAUCUGAGGUGGUUCCUAAGGCAAUAAGUUAUGCAUCUAACACCUUGGAAGCUCAUUUAGAAAAAAAAAAUUAAGCAACGAACAGAAAACUGACCACGAUAGAAAGAUUGCUUUUAUAAAUUGUUUUGGUGUUCAGCGGUGUUUGCAGUUUGAAGAUCAGAUGGCCCGUUCUUGAUCGUGAUCAGGACAUCAAUGAUUAAAAUCCUAACGAUGGGUAACUGAAUGGUUUUGGCGAACUUAAUAAUUCAACUUACGUCACUUGCAACAUUUUUUGCGUGGAACUGAUGCAAGCAAAUGAUAACUUUCUCGCAAUUGCGGAAAUCCCUGAAAACGUUUCUUGUUUAUUUCUCGAGAAACGACUAUUUCCCAUCGAGGAUUACGUUAAAUAUUACCGAGAUCUGACAUCGGUGAGGCAGCGCAAAAAAGUAAAUUCAGUCAAAAUAACCGGAUAAAAAGGUAGUUUUUCUGAAAUCAAUGGCAAACAAGGAGGAAAAUUAUAAUCAUAGAUAUCGGACAAAAGAGAGCUCAAAGCUGCGUUCAGAGCAGUCAAUCAUAAGACUUGAGCGUUGUUACUUUUGGUACAGAUUCUAUAGAAUUUUCUUCUAGUUCACCGCCAUAACACGUCUUAUCAAACGAUGAGCAGAUAAAUACAUUUUAUCACAUAAAAUACGGUGUUAUACUAGGAUUUCCACGUCACUCGCACAGCUCGGGCAAGUUAAUGAAUGAGUGUCAAUAACAAAGUCGCCUUCACCAUUCUCAAUCCAAGGUUGUUUGUCGAAAUAUUUUUGGAUUAUGGCUACUGAAACACUGAAAAAUCCGUAUCGCUUACAGACAGUGACGUUCAAACUUUCCUAGGAGGGGAAGGAAACCAACAUAAAUGCGAAAAGAACACCGAAAAUUACGUAUUCAGUAGCUUUGAUAUUAGCAUAUCUCACCGCUGAGAACGAAAAUCGACAACUGGAAGAUUUGCUACAGUCCGCUUUUGGCAGUUUAAAGAUUUCUUCUGUCUGUAAGGACCAAUUCAAAAACUGAGAAUUUUAUAUAUUGAAAAUUAGGCCCAUUGUUCGUUUUUGUAGUGAUUCAAAGCACGUUUUCAUCUUGAGUGCGUCAACGCACUUUACGAUUUUUAUUUGGGGAUUGUCGAUCCUUAGAUUUUCAGCCAUUGAUAAAGUCAACUUUGCUUAUCAGUUAACUGGGGGCUAUUGUGUUUAUAUGAUUAAGAAAAUAAUAUAUGCUUCCCAUGUAGAUAUGAAAUUACUCUUCUCGUGUUCAGCUAGAAAUCUCACCGGUUAGGUAUCAAGUUAAACGCGCGCCUAAGUAUUAUUCUCUGUAUCCACCACAUAUUUCAGGCCGCUGGUUAUCGUUUAGGCAUAAUGAAAAGAUAUUUUACAUUCGCAAAAAGGUGAACAAAGACUUUAGCUCGACAUCUAAUAAAUAAUGACCCAUUAGACCACUUUCUGAAAAUCAAAAUUAUUAUUUGAUUCUCACGAACUUUGCGUUUCUUGUAUCAGAAAAUUACGCUGUACCCGAGGCUCGUGAAAAUUUUUCCAGUAUAGAGAAAUUCAUUGCGCGCGUGGCAACAAUACCACAAAGUACUCGCUUAACUAUGAAAGUUUGUUUUAGUUUUUAGGUCAGCGUGUUCACUUGUAUGUAUCUCAUACAAUAUGAUUCUUCCAGGCGACCAAUACGAACACUGUAAUUGUAAUUCAAACACAUGCCAAUAUGCAUUUGAAGAAAAAACAAGCACACAAACAAAAACUCAAAAGCGGCAAAAUUAUUCCUAACCGCACACUUUAAACUUUCCAAGUCUAUGCAACCACCCGCAAUAGGAGAAAAGUGAACUCUAGCCAACAUAAAUUGCCUAAGUAGAUUUAAGUACGCUUGCAAUUUUUACGCGCUUAUAAAAAAUAUUCCAUAAAUGGCUGGUAUAACUAGAAUAUUAUUUUCGGUAAGUGAAAAAAGGAAACCCUCCAGGGCUCAUUUUGCACGUUUUACUGGUUAAAAGUGUAUUAAAAAAGAGUAUAUAUGUAUAUUAAGAUGUUUAUCACAGAAGAAUAACAAGGCCUGGCAUGUCAGAAAAGAGCUUCAAUAUUAUUUAUAUGAAAGUGGAACUGAUACAGACUUACACUUUCACUUUCGCUUUUACUUUCAAUUUCUCUCUCGCUUUCUAAUCUGGGUAAAAUUUGACGAACACUUGUAUUUUUUCCAGAGCCGAGACAAAUUGUUUUCUUCCAAGGGUAUCAGUAUGAAAUUCGUGCCCUGAGCGAAAAGUGGAACAAAAUUUCUACGUUUACCUGCAGGUAAGGAAAAAGGAUUUAUUUACUUUGAUUAUACAGGGACGACAAAGCAAUAAAUGUAUUAGUUUACAACUUGAAUAUUCUCUUCUAUUUCGUGAUAACGAAGAAAGGAAAUUGCUAGUCAAGAAAUUUGUAUUAAAUUUCCAUUAAACCAAUUUCCUGCACCACAACGAUGUAAUCGUCGACAGGUUGUUUCAGAGACUCUUAGAUUAUCACGAUUAGAAAAAAGCAAACAUUAACUGAAACUACAUUAAAUGGAAUUGCUAAUGACACCAUAAAAAGAAAAAUUUUCUGUUCUGUCCCCUAAGAAUAGAUACACAAACCGUGAUAGUUGUACGAAAGUGAGAAAGAAGCAUCUCGAGGUUAAAUAAGAGUUUAAAUUUGUCAUUUUUUUAUACACAGAGCUUGGAUUCAAAUAUGGAAUUGGGUUUCACCUUGGCAUAUGCUGUUACUAUGAUCGUUGCUUUGCAAGGAAACAUUUUGCUGAUAUACAUCGUCUGGAGGAAACAUGAGACAAGAACUUUGACUAGUUUCUUGUUUGUCAAUAUGGCGAUUGCCGAUUUACUGAUUGCAGUAUUUCAGAUGCCCUUCUCCAUGGCGCACUUCUACGUCUCUGAAUUCCCUGGUGCGGUGGGGAAUCUAUUCUGCCGAUCUUUAAUGUAUCUUGUGAAUGUGUCCAUGACAGCCUCGAUCUUCAGCCUUGUCGUGAUGGCAUUCGAUCGAUAUUUUGCUGUUAUACACCCUUUGAGGCGAAUGAUUUGGUUCCGAAGAGCCAAAAUUAUUCUACCAGUCAUUUGGAUCGCAUCCUGGACCUUAAUGGUCGUCACACCAUUUUCUUACAUGGCCGAGGAUAGCCUUGGAAAAUGCUUUUAUACAGAAGAACAUAUCCCGCGGGUGCCCUUUUGGACUUACCUACUGUUCAUCAACUACAUCAUGCCUCUUGCCAUCAUCUCUGCCCUGUACAUCGUAAUUGCGCGAAAGAUAUGGUUCCACGAAAUUCCUGGUCAACUUGAAUCUUCCAGACUCCAGCCAGAUGAGCAGAUUCCAAGGAAAAAAGUUGUUCGAACGCUCAUUAUUGUUGUGGUGGUUUUUGCGGUGUGCUGGUUUCCCAUGCAAGUGCUUCAAAUGAACCUUGCAGUGACAGCUGGAAUGACUUGGCACCCCAUUGCUAUCUACUCUAUCUAUUGGCUUGGUCAAGCUAACAGUGCCAUAAACCCCUGGCUGUACAUCGGUCUUAAUGGCAAAAUGAAUGCAGCUUUUAAAAGAAUGAUGCGAUGCCACGGGCAGGGUAAUACUUUGUCACACAAACCAUCUACCGCGACUUUACGUUCAAAUACAGCCGUUACCACAGUAUGAAAUCCUCCAACGGCUUAUGGUUGAGCUGAUGAAAGCAUUGCAGAUGACAUUUUCUAGUUAAACGAUUGCGGGCUUGAAUGCACAUGCUCCAUCCAGGAUUAGAUGAGGCGAAGGAGAAAGUGUAUUAGGAUCAGUAGACGAAGGCAAGGCCAUCAAUUGAGCGCUGCACCUCAAUAUAGAUUGAAACUUUAACUCCCUAGCUUGAUAUAAUGGGGCAGAAAAUAUCAUUUCCAGUUCAAGUUAUUUACUUCAUGAACGGAAAUAGUCAAAAAAGAAGUCAUCACUGUUAAAUAAGAAACAACAUUUAUUUGUUUUGACUCCUUUACUAGAAAGAAAGAACCGACGAAAUGGCUUUUGUUCUCUAGAUAAUGACUAAAUGUAAAUAAAAAAAUUGUAUUAAGGUUAUUUAAAUGCAGAUUUCUUCUUUCUAAGGUUAACCGUGACCUUUAAUGCAACGACCAUAACGAUCGUUUUUCAUUUAACAACGUUUAUCCUUAAGCUGAUUGACUACUACAACACUUUUUUCAAAAUUUUUCCUUUUGUUACAGAAUACCAUCGUUUCCUAACGGCGUUCAACUUAGCGUGUUUACUUUCUUUUAAAAACGAUAUUUUCAAAAAGUGUCUCAGUCGCAAUUCUAACUUAACAACUCAUAACUUCAUAUGAGUCAGCAGGGAUGUUUUGAUUCUGUGGUUAAAACGUUGCAGAAAGCUGACUAACCAGGACCACUUUGCCAUCAACUGCUCGUUAGAAAGCAAUAUUAUCUAGAACGGUUAGUUCGUACAUUUUUAAUUCUUUAAGUUCUGGUUUACCUUUAUAAAAUGAGUUCAGAGUCUUCGAAAAAUGAAACAAAUAAGAUAUUUUGUUCAAAUUCACACAUACUUUUUAUUGGGCGCUGUUUUUAGAGUAAAUUUCGCGGAUGCUGUUUACCUGUAUCAAAACUUUACCACAUUGUACGUCAAAAGUGCCCAAAAUUCAGAAUCUCGUGAUAUAAGCCGGUAGUCGAACGAGUGUAAAUAUGGCCGACAUCUUCCCCGUAGCGAUAAUGCUUCUUCUUUGCUUUUUACAUAACAUUGUAUUUUUAAAAGCGUGGGG
Messenger RNA from Pocillopora meandrina, 14477 nucleotides. Lineage: Eukaryota; Metazoa; Cnidaria; Anthozoa; Scleractinia; Pocilloporidae. The record is from the annotation of a GenBank genome assembly.